UGGAGGUUCCUCCUACCUGUGUGAUGGACGAGCUCCCCGACCAUCGGAGGGAGAGAUGUUGAGCGGAGGGGAGGCGCGGAGGAUCGUGUGAGGGAGCCGGGCGCCGAGUGACGGGGAGCGGACACCCGCCGCCGCCAGUGAUGAAGGUGUGCGAGUACCGGCAGAUCGCACUGGGGCCCGGGCAGGGCUCCGCGCCGGCUCCCCGGUGCCUCCCUCCGGCCGCGGGCCAGCAGCGGCGCCGGCGCAAGUGGGAGUCGUUCGCCGGCAAGAACCGGUUCUUCUGCGACGGGCGGCUGAUCAGCGGGCGGCAGAGCGGCGCCUUCUACCUGACCCUGGGCCUCAUCCUCGGCACCAGUGGCCUCUUCUUCGGCUUCGACUGUCCUUACUUGACGGAGAACCUGACUCUGGCCAUUCCGAUUAUUGCGGGACUGCUAUUUGUGUUUGUAGUAAGUGCACUGCUACACACGAGUUUCACUGAUCCUGGGAUUCUGCCACGAGCUACCCCAGAUGAAGCAGCCCACUUGGAGAAGCAGAUAGAUAACUCUGGUGGAUCGAGUUAUCGACCGCCACCUCGAACAAAAGAAGUGGUGAUCAAUGGACAGACAGUGAAGCUCAAAUACUGCUUCAGCUGCAAAAUGUUCCGGCCUCCACGAACGUCACACUGCAGCCUUUGUGAUAACUGUGUGGAGCGAUUUGAUCACCACUGUCCUUGGGUCGGAAACUGUGUUGGGAAGAGGAACUACAGAUUUUUCUACAUGUUUCUGCUGUCACUUUCCUUUCUAACUGCUUUCAUUUUUGCCUGUGUGAUAACUCACCUUACGUUACGAUCUCAGAACAUUGGGUUAUUAAACACACUCCAGGAAACUCCAGCUAGCGCACUUGAGCUGGUGGUUUGUUUUUUCUCAGUUUGGUCCAUUCUGGGUCUCUCAGGGUUUCACACGUAUCUGGUGGCUUCCAACCUGACAACUAAUGAAGAUAUUAAAGGCUCGUGGUCCAGUAAGCACUCAGAGGAAAGCAGUAACCCCUACAGUUACAACAGUAUCGUCACUAACUGCUGUGCAGUAUUGUGUGGACCAAUGCCACCCAGUUUAAUUGACAGACGUGGUUUCUUGGACCUAGAUACAACACAGGAGUCUGGGGGCCAGCAUAAUAUUACUCAGGGAGCGAAAAUGGAAGCCAACCUGUGUGAUCAGGCCCUUAAUUUUCAAGGCAUUAUGAUGUUUUACCAGAGUGUGCCCACUUCCCUUUUCCAGACAAGUCUGUGUGUUCUGAACAAAACCAUGUCAGAGAAGUCAGAUGGCACUGUGAUCUGUGCCAUCAUGCCCCCUGGCUCCUUCAAACCUGCACACUCACAAGAAAAGGGUACGAUACACCUGAUAUUCCAACAAGCAACAAGGACAGUGUCUUCCCCCAGUGCAUGAGCUAUUCCUGGAAUGAACCAUCGGAUAACUGUGGACCUUGGACAUACCUGAAAUAUGAGCAAUCGCAGAGACUGCAUGACCCAGGCUUUGAUCAAACGCACAGUUAUUUCACUAUUGCUGCUUUUACAUGGAGAAUGACGGAACGUUUUAGUACCAAAGAUCACUUUCUGCCACCUGAUCUAUACGGUUCUUCAACUUAAUGACUAGGAUUUUGGUAGAAAAGAUUUACACGUUCUGAAAUGCCAAAUGUUUGGACAGAGCAUAUCUUUGUUGCUGAUCUACAGAUUGGUGAGAUUCUGAAUAUACAUAAAAGUGUAUGGAGCACUGAUAACUGUGACAUUGGGAUGUGCCGAAUAAAUCGAUGCUUUUAACAUGGAUUUUUGAAGCAAAAUUUGAAUUAUGCUGUUUGGGUGAACCAACUAUUUCUUUUGCAUAAGCAUUGUUUGGGAAGCCAAUUCAUUAUUCAUAUUGUCAGAUGGUCACAUAAACAUUCUGAGCAUAUCUUUCUGGAUAGAGGGAUAAUCAUUGCUGCCACUUUGGGUUAAAGUGUUUUGCUCUAAUAAUGUAAUCAAUUACUAUCCAUAGGAUGAAUAUUUAAAGAUAGUAAAUACAGUAAAUAAGCACAAUAUCACAGCAGGGUAGUAGCUGCCAAUUAUUAGGUGGAAUAAUGAAGAGUAUAUAUACUCAUCAAUGAACCACAGAUGCAAUCAGUAACUGAACCCAUAGCCUUGCGUGUGUGAACACUACAAAACGUUAUUUGAAUCUGCAUUCACAAAUUAAAGAGAGAUCUGAGAAACACUUGUAACUAGCUGUAUGCUUGAUCCAAACAAGUAUUCUCCUAGUACCUGUGCCAUUUCUGUUUUGAAUGAAUGGAUACUUUGGACAUUUAGAGGUUUAAUGAUUCAGAUCUUUAAUGGCUCAAAAUAUAACAGGUUUAGAGCAUUUUCAGUUUUCUGGUUGACUAGGAUUGCAGCACUUACAUUAGUGUACACAAUACUUCCCAGCAUGGUCUCACUCUUUAGAAAUGGUGUCCACUCUUCACUCUUCAUUUAAACUCUGGGUAGUCAGCAUCUACAAAUGUAACACCUGGCUCUUCACUUCUUAAAUGUGUCUGUGUGAAGAUGAGAAUAUGAAGUUUAAUUUGAACUGUGAUUUGAAUGUGCAACAGAAGCGCCCUCUUACCUCAGGAUAAUCCCAUCAAACUUUACCAGGAUAUUCCUUAAAAUACAACUUAUUGUCUGAUGUUCUGAGCUGGCCACAGUAGUAACAAACGGGGAAAGCUGUAGCAGUUGGGAGGUUGGAUGAUUAGCUCAUUCUAAAAGUGACAUUCCAGAGGAUAUUUCAGUGAGAAUAGGAUUAUAGUUAUGCAAUUUUAAGUGGCAUUACCUAAUUUACAAGCAAUAUGGACAUCUGACUUGCAUUGUGCAUUGCUUCAGAUAAUGAUUAAGUGCCUUGUGCAGCUGCUUUGUAUAUAUUCCAAAUGAUUACUGUAGAUUGUUCAUAGUGUUCCUGUAUUCAGUCCAAUAAAUAUUGGUGCAUUUAAUGCUUUACAGUG
Molecule: messenger RNA, 2976 nt
Organism: Pristis pectinata (smalltooth sawfish)
Lineage: Eukaryota; Metazoa; Chordata; Chondrichthyes; Rhinopristiformes; Pristidae
Gene: zdhhc18a
Product: zinc finger DHHC-type palmitoyltransferase 18a
Exons: 9
Coding region: 141-1421 (426 amino acids)
Biological process (GO): protein targeting to membrane; peptidyl-L-cysteine S-palmitoylation
Cellular component (GO): Golgi apparatus; endoplasmic reticulum
Molecular function (GO): protein-cysteine S-palmitoyltransferase activity
Source: RefSeq, a predicted model, not a curated record